Molecule: messenger RNA, 757 nt
Organism: Gamsiella multidivaricata
Lineage: Eukaryota; Fungi; Mortierellomycota; Mortierellomycetes; Mortierellales; Mortierellaceae
Exons: 1
Coding region: 189-713 (174 amino acids)
Source: RefSeq, a predicted model, not a curated record
UAGCCGAACUAGAUUGUGUCCAAACAAUAGAACAUAGGGAUCGUUAGCAUCCACUGCGGCGAUCAGACCCAAGGCCUUUUGUUUGCAAACAAAUACAUCACACACACAGAUCGACAAAAAAAAGAGAGCAUUCGGAUGAAUUGUCCACUUGGUCGUUUGGAAGGUGACACGAAGCGUUCAGAGGAUUCAUGCUACAACCCUCCCCUCCUCUCUCUCUCUCAAAAUUGCCGAUCCGGCGUCCUGGGACCAAACAAGCACAGAAGCAAAUCGAGUGUAGGACACAUACCUUGGCAAUACGGGCCUCAGCCUCAGCGGUGGUCAGACCGUUUUCGCUGGUCUUGAGGAGCUGGAAGAUGUUUCCGGUCUCCAUGGUCGACAUGUCGAACUUCUCCUUGUUGUACAGAUCCUCAAUGUCGAUGGUCUGGACAUUGACAUCGAUCGUCACCGGGGUGCCUUCGGUCCUCUCCUUGGCUGUGGUAGCGGGAUUGGACUCCAUGGUGGAAGUUGUUUUUGGGGUUGAGGGUGCGGUUGAUUGCGGGUGUCACUUCACAGUGAGUGAGAGGUGCUUGCUGUGGGGGGAGUCAAGGUGGGGACAGAGUGGGGAGGGUCAGGGAAGGAGAGAGGGGGGGGGAGGGUGGAGGAGAAGGAGGUGGGAGGGAAGAGGCGGAAGGGAGGGGGGAGAUCAACAACACAAAGUGCAGUGUGCUAUGUGAAAGAGCGGGUGCGAGGUGCGUUAACGAAGGAUGGGAAAAAGACG